This is a messenger RNA of Dovyalis caffra, 792 nucleotides long. The record is from the annotation of a GenBank genome assembly. Lineage: Eukaryota; Viridiplantae; Streptophyta; Magnoliopsida; Malpighiales; Salicaceae.
AUGUCUCCAUGGUUAAGGUUGGCACAACCUUACGAAUUUGAUAGAAAUUUGAUUGUAAAUUUUCCUAUACCUGAAUCGCCAAUUAAAAAAGAAUCGUUUCACUAUCUCGCCCCCUCCCGAACUUCUAAGUUUUUUCUUCAAGAUCCGGAUCCAUGUCUUGGCAAGCGACGGAUCUCUCUCAUUCACCCUCUCCAAGAUCCAAAUCCUUGCCUUGACAAGCAACGGAUCCUCUCCUUUUCAUGGCUCCCUCGCUCCAAGCAAAACGUUGUCCUUGUUUCUCCAAUUCUCUUAGCAAAAGGAGAAAAUGGCAGCAAAAGCUUGGUUUAUAGCGAACCCGAUAGCUGCAUUCACGAGAUCGGUAUCACCCUUUCCUCCAAGAAUGUCAAAAACCUUGAGAAAGUUUGCACCGAAUUGGUUCGUGGUGCCACCCGUGAGAAUCGCUACCAAGGGGAUGGACUACGGGACAUUACCUCAUCCUUGAGGAAACCGAAAGUCAAGAAAAAAGGCAAUGAUGACAUUUCGGCGGUGAUUCAACAAGAUCUCGCCGAGCUUCAACGUAGAGCUGCCGAUGAUAUUUUAAACUCUUAUCUCUCUUAUGUCUCAUUCAUUUUUAUGAUUUUGUUGUUAACAACUUUUCUUAGAUGCCAUGAUUGGAAGCUUCGUGAUAUGCUAGAAGCCUUUUGUGAAAGAGCUAAAGUUCCCGGUGAUGAUCGGGAAGAAGCGAGUGACAGGUUCCACAAGGCGGAGUUCCAUCGAAUGGUCGUAAAAUUAACGGGAGAGGCAGGAGCUUAA